AUGGCCACCGCGGACCGGCGCGAGCCAGUGAGCUGGGAUCGACUGGCAGUCUUCCUGGACGAGCGUCGGGUGGCGCUCGAGGCGGUUGCCGCGGCUCCGUCCAUUGGGGACGGCCCCCGUGCCUCAUCGGCAUCCGAGCGGACUAGUCGACGAUCGCUACAUCUUCAUCGGCCCAAGCCGACCCGUUGCGCUGAGUGCGGUUCUGAGCAUGGACUCAGAGAGUGUUCGGCCUUUAAAGAUCGGCCGGUCUUUUCGCGACGGGCAAGGGUGCGCGCUCUCGGGUUGUGCUUCAACUGCCUCGGUCCGUCGCACCAGGCGGCCGCUUGCCCGUCUAAGGGUCGAUGUCGGGAGUGCGGAGAGCCGCACCAUUCACUUCUGCACUCCGCUCGGCAGUCUCCGGCCCCGGCGUCGGGGGAAGCGCCGGUCACGGCGCAUGCUGCGACGCGGAUGCCCGCGCAGCGAGUUCUUUUGGCCACAGCCAGGGUUUGUCUGAUGGCGUCCGAUGGCCGAUCCGCUGUGGUUCGAGCGCUCAUUGACCAGGGUUCUGAGGUGAGCCUGGUGUCCGAGGCGCUUGCGCAGCGGCUGCGCGCGUCUCGUCGAUCGGUGGAUGUUGGGCUGUCGGGCGUCUCAGAGGGACCCCCUCAGCGGGUGCGGGCCAGCACGUCAUUGCGGCUCAGGGCAACUGCUGGCCUCCCGUUCUCCACCACGGUGGAGGCCCUCAUUAUACCGAGGCUUACGGCGUACCACCCCCCGCAGAGGGCUCGGCUGACGGGGAAGUGGUCGCAUUUGAGGAACCUCCGGUUGGCGGAUGAUCACGAUGAGGACGAGCGCGUCGAGGCGAUACUUGGAGCGGAGGUAUUCGCCGAGAUCGUGUUGACGGGGCUUCGCCGGGGGCCACGGGGAGCUCCCGUCGCGCAGCGUACCCGCUUGGGGUGGGUGCUGUUCGGGGCUCUCCCGUCUGCCGCCGGAGCGGGCGGCUCUCAUUGUCAUGUGAUGCAGUGUGCGUCGGACAACAUGGCGGAUCUCUUGCGGCGCUUCUGGGAGGUGGAGGAGAUUCCGGUUGCUUCCCCGCUCUCUGAGGAGGAGCGGGCUUGUGAAGAGUUUUUCGCGGCGUCCUUUCGGCGUCGUGCGGACGGCCGCUAUCAGAUGCGGUUGCCUUUCAGGAACCCUCCGACUGAGCUGUCUCUCGGCGACACUCGGCGGAUUGCCACUGCCUCGUUGCAUCGCUUGGAGCGGCGACUGCUUCGGCAGCCUUCCUUGGGCGGGGCCUAUCGCGACUUUCUUGAUGACUAUGAACGACAGGGGCAUAUGAUCUGCCUGCCGCUCAAUGUCGAGACCCCGCGGCCCUCUUACUUUAUUCCACAUCACCCGGUGAUUAAACAAGCCCCCGAGCUUAAGGUAAGAGUGGUGUUCAACGCCUCGCAGGCGUCCACCAAUGGCCGGUCGUUGAACGACUUGGUGCACGUGGGGCCGCGCUUACAGCGAGAACUGGGCGAGAUUCUACUUGCCUGGCGCAUGCAUCGAGUGGCCUUCUCUGCAGACAUCGAGUAA
This is a messenger RNA of Harpegnathos saltator (Jerdon's jumping ant), 1551 nucleotides long. RefSeq lists its product as uncharacterized. The record is from RefSeq and is a predicted model, not a curated record. NCBI's taxonomy places the organism in Eukaryota, Metazoa, Arthropoda, Insecta, Hymenoptera, Formicidae. The transcript has a single exon. Bases 1 to 1551 code for a protein of 516 amino acids.